Messenger RNA from Rosa chinensis, 1671 nucleotides. RefSeq names its product probable indole-3-pyruvate monooxygenase YUCCA10. The transcript is spliced from 7 exons. The coding region runs from base 569 to 1228 and encodes 219 amino acids. Gene Ontology annotation, molecular function: monooxygenase activity; flavin adenine dinucleotide binding. The record is from RefSeq and is a predicted model, not a curated record. NCBI's taxonomy places the organism in Eukaryota, Viridiplantae, Streptophyta, Magnoliopsida, Rosales, Rosaceae.
CACUGUUCAUCAUCGGCUUAGUAACAGUACCAGCUCCAGCCGAGCCGAUUAUUAAAAUUACAAUUUUAUCCUUAUUUUGUAAUAAUUUACAGCCUUGCCAUCCGCCCUAGAUAUAAAAUCCUUCCUCGGUUUGCGCCCAAUUUUUUUAUCUUUCCUUUCUCUCGCUCGGUCACUCUCCUUAGUGUCCUUGCUCUGAACUGUAUGGAGGUUUCCAAUUUCAAUCAAUUUUUGAAGAAAGCUCAGAAGCUACAAGCUACAACUUGGACAACAGUGAACGGUCGGUAAGACUUUAAGUUUCUAGAAUCAAGUAUGAUUGAGAUUUCAGUUUCAAUUUUAAUUCAGUAUUGAAAUAAUUGAGUUCUUGAUUUUGGUUUGUGAAUGCCAUUGGUGUUGAUAAUGUUAGGACUCAGUACACUCCUUAUGAACGUUUAGAUGAUUCUAUGUUUCAGCAAUUGAAUAUCAGUGUAAACUGAACAUUCUGUGAUUCCUAUCUGUGAGAUUGAAUUAGGUUUAUCUAUCUGAGGAUCGGAGGGUGCAUUAAAUCGAGGCUGGCUCUGGGAAUUCCGGCAUGGAAAUUGCUUUGGAUCUGGCAAACGAUGGUGCAAAGACUUCAAUCACUGUUCAAAGCCCGGUAAGGCCAAAAGAGGGCCCUUUCUUUAUGAAGAUCAAUUCCAGCAAGUAUCCGACCAUUGAUGUCGGCACCUGUAGUAAGAUCAAGUCCGGCGAGAUUCAGGUUUUACCCGCAGAAAUAGGCAGCAUAAGAGGAAGCGAUGUGGAACUCAAAAAGGGGAAGUCGUACCAGUUUGAGUCCAUAGUUUUCUGCACCGGAUUCAAGACAUCAACAAGUUUGUGGCUCAAGGCAGAUGAUUAUCUUUUGAAAGAAGAUGGGAUUCCAAGACCAAGUUCUCCAAACCAUUCAAAGGGACAGAAGGGUUUGUAUUGUGUGGGACUAUCAAGAAGCAAUUUCCCUUUUUUAUAUGUUCUGUGGUCAUUUUGUGAAGAUGCCUACUUUCUUCGUCACUUGAACCAUUUAUUUGUGAAGUUUGGAGCCAAAAUUUGUUUAAUCACCUCUCUUCGGGAUACUUGCUACAUUGAGAUCCUUCCUGAAGACAGGAAUCCUACACAAGAGCUUUGGCUGAGCUUUUGGAGCGAAGUGCAUUACAACUCACUAUAUGCUACUGCAGAUGUUUCCACAAGAAGUCCCAGAAAGAACCAUCGGCUUUUCUAGACUGCAAUUAGCAAGCAGACAGACCAUGAUGUAAUCUUAGUCUGCUUGCCGGUAUCCAUUCUACUGUCUUUGGCAGAAUUAGAAAAUGGGACAGUGCCUUGGUUGUUUCUACGAGGACCAUUCUAUUGAUGAUGUGCUUAAACCAGAUUGUCAUUAUUUGCCUUGGUGUUUGGGUAGCGCAGCAGCUGGUCAUUUAUUUCUACGAGUGCAGCAAUUGGAUAUUCGCUGUGAAACAAAGACCAAGAUUUAUUUUUAAUUUUCUUUAUAAACAAAAGAUUUGACAUUAACUUUCUAUACACAGAGCAAGCACUGCACACGCGCUCUAGCCGGAUCUCUUAGUUCUCUCACUAAUGUAAAGACUCUGUGUUGUUUCUCUUAAUUGUCUAUGUAUAUAUUUGUUCUCUGUUGGUUUAAUUAUUUAAGGUGCUUAUGGUUGUUACUUA